AUGUCUGGAGAGGAUGCGAAUCCUCUCAACAGACGAUUGCCUGCAGAGGUUGUCACGAGACAAAAACGAGAAGUUAAGAAGAUCGUGGAAAAUGUCGACGAUGUGCAAGUUGACCUGAAGACUGCCUUAGGGCUGAAGCCGGAAGCCCGGCUUAAAUGGCUCAGCAAGGCUCUCAAGAUGGUCGAAGACAGACGGGCAAAUUCCACUGAGCUUUACGACAUAGUAUCCAAUCGAAAGUUUUGUGCGACAAUGCCGACUAGAAACAGCCAAAAGCUUCGCGGAGUUAUUCUGGACAACAUCUCCAUUUUUUCGGAGAAGCAGCGUCGAUUUCUGCGGUCAGAUGAGUGGGCUCCCAACAAGCUAUUUGAAGCUGAGGAUGAUGACGUGGCCACCGGAGUGAAGAGUGUAGAAGAGGAUCCGAAGCCCAGCCCGGAUGUUAAGCCGGAAGAAGCGAAGGCAGAUGCUGACAAAGAUGCUCAAGGCGGCUGGACUUUCACCAUCCGCGAACGACCGAUGCCAGAUCACGCCACUGGCAAGAAGAGGCGGAAAGGUGCCGAGGAUUCUGAGGCCCGCUUCGAGGCGAUGGCCGAAAAAAACGAGGCCUCGCAGAAGAAGCAGGAGGAAGAUGUUGAUAGUUCUCUUGCUCUGCUGGAGCGUCUCAACCAGCAAAAUCAAACUCCCCAUGUGGUGCGUGAGAGGACGAGGCGAGAGCGCACACCCAAAAAGAAGCGCCACCUGAGCCGAUCAAGAUCUAUAUCGGCUGCUUCAGUCACCUCAAGUAGCCACCGCGGCAAGAAGGGACGCACAAAGAAGAGGAAAGGGCGCAGCAGAAGUCGGGAUCGAGCCGGAGGAGCAGGAGGAGGAGGAGGUGCGGGCGGAGGUGGGAUGAGCUUUGAGGAAGCAUUACGGCGUCGAAUGCAGCAGCGCGAUUCUGAGAUGGAAACCUCAAGGAUGCCAGUGGUUGACCCCGGGCAUGCCAAAAAGAAUUGGAGAUGA
Symbiodinium sp. CCMP2456 is the source of this 996-nucleotide messenger RNA. The record is from the annotation of a GenBank genome assembly. NCBI's taxonomy places the organism in Eukaryota, Dinophyceae, Suessiales, Symbiodiniaceae.